Syzygium oleosum is the source of this 4463-nucleotide messenger RNA. Its product is annotated as probable disease resistance protein At4g27220. The transcript is spliced from 7 exons. Lineage: Eukaryota; Viridiplantae; Streptophyta; Magnoliopsida; Myrtales; Myrtaceae. The coding region runs from base 20 to 2707 and encodes 895 amino acids. The record is from RefSeq and is a predicted model, not a curated record. Gene Ontology annotation, molecular function: ADP binding.
CUUUCCCUCACAAGCUUAAAUGGACAUAUCUCCGCCAAGUGCAUCACAGCCUUCCACUGACCCUCACACUUUUGAGAAACUGGACGUGGAUUCCCAAGUUCCAGAGGGCGGAACUGACACAGAAGGCCCAUUAUCAUCACAAGCUUCCAGGCACCCAGCACGUCAAUGUUUUCCAUAUCAACCUCAUAAUCUUGAGACAAUGAACACAGAGCAUCACCCAAGUGUGUCAUCAUCAUCACAGAAUAACCAGUUCUCGAUUACAUGUUUCCCACAAGCUCCAAUGGACAUAGAUGCGAGUAGUCCAUCAUCAUCGCAAGCUAUAUACGGAGGCGUUCCAAUCACGAGUCAUCCAAACACAGGCAACUUUGAAAAUAAUGGCGCUUUGAAAAGAAAGGUAGAACAACUCUACAAUAGAGAAGCUGACAUAAAGAAUGAGUUAGAGUUCGCUGCAUCUCUAUCUCUGAAGAAGCAGAGAAUAGAAGUUGUGAAUUGGUUGACGAACAUGGAAAAGCUGAGGAAAAAUUUCCAAAGUCUUGAACCAGCAAGCGCAGAAAAUUUGCCACCACAACAACAGGUGGAUAUGUUGAUGAAAGAAGCAGAAGACCUUAUCAUAAAAAGCAAAUUUCCAGAAGGAUUGUUUGAGGUGGGAGAUUCCAAAGUCAACAUAUUAUUAGAACGAAAGUUGGAGGCAGGUAGGGCAUUUCAGACAAAUACUAAGAAUAUCUUGCAGUGCCUAAAAGAGAAUCAUAUAUCACGAUUAGGCAUCUACGGUAUGGGGGGUGUCGGGAAAACAACCAUUAUGGUGCACAUAUAUAAUAGGCUCCUAAAAAAUGCAAACCAUUUUAAUGUAUUGUGGAUUGCUGUGUCACAAGAUCUCAACAUACAUAAGUUGCAAGGUGACAUUUGGAAGGCGCUAAACUUAGGUGAUCUAAAAGAAGAGGAUGCGAUGAAACGGGCGGCAAUGUUGUUUGAUCAAUUAAGUAAAAGAGGGAAGUCUAUACUUAUCCUCGACGAUGUAUGGGAACAAUUUGAUCUUGAUGAGGUGGGUAUCCCUGUUGAAGCUGAUGGACUUAAGUUGGUGUUAACAACUUGGUCCUUUGAAGUAUGCUGCCAGAUGCAUUGUCAGGAGAAGAUAAAAGUCGAACCUUUGUCUCAUAAUGAGGCACAAAGCUUAUUUUUUAAGGAACUUGGACCUGGAGCUCUUAGUGUGGAAAUUGAAGCAGUUAUGAAGUUAAUCGUAGAAGAAUGUGCUGGUCUACCACUCGGAAUCGUCACGAUGGCAAGAACCAUGAGAGGAGUAAGUGACCUGUUUGAAUGGAAGGAUAUAUUAGAGAGAUUGAAAGAAUCUAACAUGGGGCAAAUGGAUAUGGAAAAGAAGGUCUUAGCAAAUUUAAAAUUAAGUCAUAGUCACCUGAGUAAUCAUGAAGUCCAACGAUGUUUCUUAUGCUGUGCACUUUAUCCAGAAGACCUACUAAUUCAUAAGUUUGAGCUGAUAGAAUUUUUUAUUGAUGAAGGAUUGAUUGGAGGAUUGGAUAAGAGGGAGAAAUGUUAUGAUAGAGGUCUUACCAUACUGAACAAACUUGAAAAUGUUAGCUUGUUGGAAAAUGAUCAGGGUAUGGUCAAGAUGCAUGAUUUGAUCAGAGAUAUGGCUUUGCAUGUCAUGAGUGCGACUUCCAUGGUUAAAGCGGGCAAGGGUUUGACAAGGAUUGUGAGUGAGGAAUGCUGGAUGGAUGGUGUAGAGAAAGUUUCUUUCAUGGAGAAUUACAUCGGGGUUAUUCCAUCAAACAUGUCACCAAAUUGUCCUAAACUGGCAACUUUGCUAUUAAAUGGUAGCUUAUGGGGGGAUGUGCUGAUCCCUGAGCCUUUCUUCAAGCGAUUGGAGGGGUUGAAGGUUCUAAACCUGAGUGGAUGUGGGAUCAGAGAGCUUCCCAAUUCCAUCUCGGAUUUGGUAAACUUGAGGGCAUUGUUGUUGAGGGAGUGUUGGGAAUUGUGUCGUAUUCCUUAUUUAGGAAAGCUGAGUUCAUUGACGAAGUUGGAUGUCCAUGGAUGUAGAUAUUUGAAAGUAGUGGAGGGCUUGGAAUUGUCGGUGAACUUGAGAUACCUCGACUUAUUCAAAUCAGGUAUAGAAAGAUUAGUGGAAGGAACAUUGGCAGGUUUGGCAAACUUGCAAGAUCUAAAGAUAGGGGAAGUGAAGGGAGAAGACGUGACAAAGUUAUGGGCAUUGGAGACUCUUGAUUCUUCUUUCCAGAACGCCGUUGAUUUCAACAAAUACAUGAGAUUUCUCCAACAGAGUGGCCCUCAUCGCUAUUACCAACUUGUGGUGAAUCAAGAAAAAUCAUUGUGGUCUGCGAGUGUAUAUGAUGAUCCAAGAUUUGGGACUUCGGAGAGAAAUAUUGACAUUGAUUGUUGUGAUUAUGCUAUUGUCAGGGCAGGAGGGGAAUACGAUGAGGAUUCUAUUUUGCUUGCGCAAGAUGUGCAGAGAUUGGUGGGGAGAAAAUGUGGAGGUAUAACAAAUUUGUCCAACAUCGGCCUGCUUGAAAGCCUUCAGGUGCUAAUAAUGGAAGAAUGGGAAAACUUACAGACGCUCUGUGGAGGAGUAGACGAAGUAAUUGACAAUCAUGACUACCCUCUUCUAUUCCAUAGUCUUAAAGACGCUUACUGUCGAGAGAUGUCCAAAACUGAAGUAUCUCUUUGGGAAUCGUUCUAAAGUCACCCUUCCACAUCUACGACGGAUUGUGAUAAAAAAACUGUGAGGAAUUACGAGGGAUAACUGUAGCAGGAGCAAUAUUUGCAACGCCACUCCCUGCCUUCCCCAACCUAGAAAAGAUUGUGAUAGAGCACCGUGCCAACAUGAAGAGCGUGGUGGAAUCUGAGUUGCUCCCUCACCUUCCUAACCUGAGAGAGGUUACAGUAUAGCAUUGUGAGAAAAUGGAGGAGAUAAUAGGAAGGGCUCCCCAAACCAUUCCCCCUGAUGCCCUUUCUCUUCUUACAUCUCUUUGGAUAGAGCGAUGCCCCAACGUGAGGAAGCUUCUUACUCGUGAAUUGCUGCUCCACCUCCCUAAUAUCCAAGGCAUUCUAGUCCAUGACUGCAGAAGGAUGGAGGAGAUAAUAGGCCAUGAAGGACGACGGCGACAACUAGGAGAUGAAGUAAGCCGUCUAAACAUCAGUAUCACCUGUUCCUCCUUGCCAAAGUUAAACUUCUUGAAUCUACUUACACUACCAGAAUUGGAGAGCAUAUAUCAUGGAAUAAUAAAUUGUGAUUCCAUCCAAUAAAUUAGAUUAUGGGAUUGUCCGAAGCUAAAGAGGAUUCCUCUGCAUCUGCCCAUACUAAAUAACAGCUUCCCUUCUUUUAGGGAGAUAAGUGUAGAUGAUGAGGCAAGUUGGGAGUCGCUGGAGUGGGGUCCUCCUCAUGUCAAGUCUCUGCUUCGACCCUUUGUCUAUUUUUAAUUCUUCAAUUAAUUCCAGCAUAACUCGUUUCAUGCAUAUUUUACUGAAGUUGAGUCUUCUCUUGGAACAAAUACGAUGGAGCUCUGCAUAUGUUGGAUUCUUUCGUCCUCAUUGUGGUGGUCUCAUUCUGCUUGACUUCUUCCUGGUGUCUGAGGAGAAGAAGAUAUCAUCGAGAAAGCUACCUCCGGGAUCACUGGGAAUCCCAUAAUUGGCCAAAGCAUUGGCAUGCUCCGAGCCAUGAGGACAAACACGGGUGAAAAAUGGCCUUAAGAAAGAGUGAGGAAGUAUGGACCAAUCUCGAAGCUCACUCUCUUCGGUAAACCGACGGUGUUCAUUCUUGGACAAGCAGCAAACAAGUUUGUAUUCUACGGAGACAGCAGCAUACUUGCCAAUGAGAAACCAUCAUCCAUGCGCGCGAUUCUAAGGGACCGCAAUCCGAUGGAACUCAGUGGCCAAGAUCACAAACGCGUGAGGGACUCUCUCAUGUCGUUCUUGAGACCAGAAUCCCUUAAGCAGUAUCUGGGGAAAAUAGAUGAAGAAGUCAGAAAGCACAUCGAGUUGCACUGGCAGGACAUGGAAAAAGUUGCAGUAUUGUCCCUGAUGGAAAACCUUUACAUUCAACAUCAUAUGCUCUCUUCUCUUUGUAUGGAGGAAAGAGCUGAUCGAGAGAAAUUCUUGCAAUGGUUUCAAGAAAUGAUAGAGGGAAUGUGUCAAUGCCAGUAAAGCUGCCGUUCACGCGCUAUAAUUGGAGCCUCCGCGCAAGCUCCAGCGUCCAAGAUUUCUUGAAGGAAUUUGUGCAAGAGAAGAAGGUGAAACUAGAGCAGCACACUGCAACUCCUCCUCAAGACUUGAUCACGUGCUUGUUAAGUAAGCGCAAUGAAGAAAACGAACGAGUUGCGACUGACAAGGAAAUUCUGCACAAUAUCAUGCUUGUCAUGGUUGCUGGACAUGAUACCUCGUCCGUCCUUGUAACUUUUAUGCUGUGUCUUCUAUCUAAAACUCCUGCUGUUUAUAAA